AUGAAUUAUUCCACGGAUCUCUCUCCGCGACAGCAACAGCACCAGAGCAAGCGGGAGGGCGACAUCUCCGACACCUUUGCAUCGCUGCUGGGCAAGGAGGCCGAGCCCCUGCCCGACCGCUUCCGCGAGCUCAAGCUGCAGCUGGUACGCGGCCACGAAGAAGCCGUUAUGGCUAGCUGGCGCCGUCUCCUCCCGAUCCUCCGGCGCGAGAACGACAUUGUCGCGCGCCGCGGGUCGGCCGUCAUACCCGACGUGCAGUUCAGCCCCGACCUGCACCGUAACCUGCGAGGCCCAGUUGGGGACGAGAUCAGGAAGCGCGGCGCCGCUGUCAUCAGGGGCGUGGUUCCCGAGGACGAGGCCCGCGCGUACAAGUUCGAGAUCGAGGACUACGUCAGGCGCAAUCCGCAGACAAGAGGAUUUCCCGCGGACAACCCCCAGGUCAUCGAGCUGUACUGGUCGGCACCGCAGCUACGCGCUAGAUCACACCCGGCAGUCCUGGAGACGCAGCGAGCGCUCAUGGCCGCCCUGUGGAACACCUCGGAUCCGGACGCGCCCGUCUCGCUGCACACGCCGCUGUCGUACGCGGACCGCCUUCGCAUCCGCCAGCCAGGCGACGCCAAGUUCGCGCUCGGUCCCCACCAAGACGGCGGCAGUGUCGAGCGGUGGGGGACUGACGGAUAUGGCCGUGGCGGGGCCUACGACGCCGUGUUCCGCGGUGAGUGGGAGUCGUACGAUCCCUUCGAUGCCCGGGGCCGCGUGACAGCCGUGACCGAUCUGCACAACGGCCUAGGCGCCUGUAGUAUGUUCCGCAUGUUCCAGGGGUGGCUAGCCAUGAGCCGCUCCGGCCCCGGGCAGGGCACCCUGCAGGUGAAUCCGCUGGUGCGCGAGAACACGGUCUACUCGCUGCUGCGUCCCUUCUUCCGUCCGCUGAAGUCGCUCGGAGAGCUGGGCAGCAGAGACCGCUUACUCGAUGCGGACAACUGGGAGUUCACGGCCGGCGAGAGCAUGCAGAGUGAUCUCCAGGGCGCAACCCCCGGCCACGCCCAGGAGUUUCCCGAAGGCUUGCAUCCGCAUCUGGAGCUAGAGAGGACCAUGGUGAACAUUCCUGACGUACGGCCCGGGGACUACGUGGUGUGGCAUUGCGACACUAUCCACGCUGUCGACAAGACGCACAGCGGCACCUCGGACUCGAGCGUCCUUUACAUUCCCGUCUGCCCCACAACCGAGGCGAGCGCGCAAUACGUGGCGCGUCAGCGGGACGCCUUUCUCAACGGCACGCCCGCUCCAGACUUUCCUGGCGGUAAGGGCGAGUCGGAGCAUGUCGGGAGGCCGACGGCGGAAUAUCUUUCGACCUGCUCUGGCUCAGCUGGCCUGCAGUCAGUCGGGCUCGAACAGCUUGCUGCUGCGGAGGAUGACACUCGAGGCGGCAAGGAGGCAGUCAGGCUCGCUAACGCGGUGCUUGGAUUUUGA
Molecule: messenger RNA, 1470 nt
Organism: Lasiosphaeria miniovina
Lineage: Eukaryota; Fungi; Ascomycota; Sordariomycetes; Sordariales; Lasiosphaeriaceae
Exons: 3
Coding region: 1-1470 (489 amino acids)
Source: RefSeq, a predicted model, not a curated record